This is a messenger RNA of Solanum dulcamara, 2060 nucleotides long. Its product is annotated as ethylene-responsive transcription factor ERF118. Gene Ontology annotation, biological process: regulation of DNA-templated transcription. The transcript has 3 exons. NCBI's taxonomy places the organism in Eukaryota, Viridiplantae, Streptophyta, Magnoliopsida, Solanales, Solanaceae. The record is from RefSeq and is a predicted model, not a curated record. Gene Ontology annotation, molecular function: DNA-binding transcription factor activity; DNA binding. Bases 669 to 1703 code for a protein of 344 amino acids.
AUGACAUAUAUGCCAGCUCAUAACACAUUCACAUCCCAUAGCCCAUAAAUCCCAUAUACAAUACCAAAAUUAACUUUUCACACACAAAAAACACACAGAGUCCUUUUUCACUCAAUAUAUAACAUCCAUCUCCCUUUAAUGCAUUUUUUGACCACUUGGGGAAAAGUGAAGUGAGAACAGCAGCUACAGCAGCAGCAAACAGUGUAGCAGAGAGGAAAAAAAAAACAGAGUGAAAAGGACCAUUAAAAACAGUUGGAGGAGGAAGAAGAAGAAGGGGCUUUGGGGUUGUGAUUUAUGUCGGCAAAUUUCUGUUUGGCUGUGAUUGGAGCUCCAUUGAAGCUCUGUGUAUCAGUUUCUUCAGUGAUAUUUGGUCUUUGCAUGCAACAAAUCCUCUGCUGUGACCAUCAGCAGCAGGGUAUUUCUCUGUUUUUCACAACUGUUUCGAUGCGUUUGAGGCCCAAAAGGACUUGUUCUGGUGUUGUUUGCUUUGGUGGAUUUCAUAUAAACCGAUUUAUACAUCCUAUUUUGCUCUUGAGACGGCCUAUUACUUGAUACCUUAGGCAAUUUUUUUGCUGAUUUUUGCAAUUUUUUUGCUUUUUUCCUUUUGAAACAAACCAACUUCCUGGGCAUAUUUUGAGGGGUUUUGAAGAUUUGAAGAAAUCAAGAAAAUGUUCGAGUCUCAGAGACAAUCUCAGAAAUCGAAGAACAGGGAAGAGUCAGCCCGACCCAUGAGGAAAAUCCGGAUCGUUUGUUACGACCCGGAAGCUACUGAUUCAUCUGAUGAUGAAGGGGUUGAUGUAUCGGAACCCAAACGAUUUGUUAGGGAGAUAAAUAUUCCUAUUGUUAGCUCUUUUACCCCAAAAAAGGUACCUGAAACUGAAAGUUCUUGUCAAGAUAGCAACAAUGGUGAUAAGAACAUCAAGAAUAGAGGGGUUUUAGCUAAAACCCCUAAAACCCCAAGUGGCCCGAGACCUUCGUCGUCGAAAUACAGAGGUGUUCGACAACGUAAAUGGGGUAAAUGGGCUGCUGAAAUUCGUGAUCCUUUUAAAUCUAGAAGGGUCUGGCUUGGUACUUAUAGUACUGCUGAAGAAGCUUCUCACGCUUAUGAAAUGAAAAGGCUUGAAUUUGAAGCAAUGGCUAAGAAUAAUUGUAAUACUGAUGUGUCUGAGAAGAGCUCGAAUAACGAAAGCCAUAACAAGAAUCGUCGAAAGGGUAAUGUUGGUUGCGUCUCGUCGGAGGAUGAUUCUGCUGAGAGUUUGGUGUCACAUACUUCACACACCUCUCCAGCAUCAGUUUUUGAAAUGGAUUCAUUGACUUCUGGUUCUGCUGCAGUCUCUGAGGUUUAUAACAACGACAAACUUGUCGUCGAGCAGCAAGUUGAUGAUGAUAAGCUGGGAUUGAUGGAGGAUACUUUAUCUUUGGCUGAAAUUGGUGCUGGAAUGGAUUUUGAUAUGGAGAUGGACUUGUUCUUUGCUGGUAAUGAUGAUUUUGGCCAGAAUCUUGAUGACUUUGCUGUUAAUGAUUUCGAGGAUCUUCCGAUGUGUGGACUUGAUGAUCAGUUGCCUACUGGAUUACCUGAUUUCGAUUUCGACUUUGAUUUCGAUGGAUACAAUGAAUCUUGUGCUUGGAUGGAUGAAGCAGCAGCAGCUCCAUUGAUGAAUGGAACAACAACAACACCCCUCAAUAUAGCAUUAUGCCCAUAAGUUUUGCAGCUAUAGGACUUAAUUAGUACUCUAUUAGUUUAUUUAUUAGUAAUCCAUAGAGAGUUUUAAUGUCUCAAGAAUCAUUAACUUAGCUUCUUGAGACCGUGGUCUUUCGCUUUUAAAGUUAUCUUUACAUUUUGUUUUAAGAGAGAUUUGAGACUGAGUUUUGAGGAAUGUGUUUUUGUUCUUAGAAGAAAAUUGAGACAAUAGUCCCUUUGGGUUUUUCCUGUGCUGCUAGAGCCGUCCAAAGACCUAUUGAAUCUCAGUUUUUGGUUUAGUCUCAAGACUGUUUACUCCUUUGUGUUGGCAUCAUUUCUUUGAGCUAUGAUGUUAGUGAUGAGCUAUUAUAUGAACUUA